Rodentolepis nana is the source of this 2031-nucleotide messenger RNA. NCBI's taxonomy places the organism in Eukaryota, Metazoa, Platyhelminthes, Cestoda, Cyclophyllidea, Hymenolepididae. The record is from the annotation of a GenBank genome assembly.
AUGGUCAAGCCCUUGUUAUUUGUUGUUUUUGUGGCUGUCGCAGCUUUUGCUGCUUUGAAAGAGGAUUCAUCUACUCUUGCUCUUCCAACUGGUGCUCUGAACGCUCAAGAUAAGCAACAUUUCAAGAAUGUCUUUUCCAAUUUCAUGAAGGAUAAUAUAAAGGAGGCUCAUUAUGCCCACAUUGGUGGUUCUGUGUUUGAUGUUAAGUCACUUGAAGGAGUUUCUUGCGAUACCCUCAAGCCCUAUUUUGACUCCCCUGAUUUAGAGAUGCAGUACUAUGCUUUGUCUGCUGCUUGGGGGGUAAAAUCGUGCACUCCCAAAAUUUCUCAACCAAAUCGACUCAUUGAAGCACUAAAGCGUGAAAACUUGACCGCUGACAAUUUAUAUUACAUUGUUGCAAGCGCAAGCUUAGCUGAUGUUCCUAUUGACAAAAUGGAAGUUCUGAAACUCCUGAAAAAAUUCGCUGCCAGGGAGACUAGCCCUUCUAGUUUAUCUUCAAUUCUCGCAUCUGCAGCUCUAGUCAAGGGAGCUACUGAACAGGAACUCGAAGCCUUUUCUCAUCUUGUUAAGAAAAUUACAGAGCAGGCUGAUGAGGCUGAUGGCAACAUUCUAUUUUUCGAAAGAGGAGCUUAUACUACUGCAUUUGCCAUUGAAAGCAUUUUCCAUUUCUCCGCUGCUAUCAAAAAGGCUCCCACUUUGACUGAACAAGAAGUUAUAAAAUUCUACAACUUCUUGUAUGAACGUCGUCGUGCCCAUCAUAUCAGAACGUCAGCCCGUCUUGCAUCGGCAUUUAAAAUCCUAGCAACCAAUUCCUUCAUGAACCCUGUCGCUGUGUACGGUGCUACUGCUAGUGAACGUGCUGGUGAUUCAGGUAUUCUUAUAACAUCAUCUCGUCGUCUACAGCUUCGAUUUUUUGAUGUCCUCGGUAAUCAAUUGGAUGCUGGAGUUGUAGUGCAAGCUGGCUCCUUAAUCCCUAUUUCCGAAGGCGCAAAGCCUCUUGGUCAUGCUGGUGAGCUCAAACGUUCUAAGGAUAUGUUUGAGUUGGAUCUCGCUAAAAUUGGUACUUUGCCAUGUGGUCGCUAUAGGCUGGAAUUGACUGUAACUCAGAAAGAAAUGAACCUUGUUGGAGUUUCGAAAGCUAUGAUUCCCCUUCGUGUUGUCUCGCCAGUGAAAGUUAAUAAGGCUCAUCUCAAGGUGCAAGAUGCCUCAAGAACUCUCCUUGACGCCGCCCUGAAUUACCCUGGCAAGGCUGAAUUUGUCCGCAUGCAGCAGUCUGCUCGUCUCCGAUUCACCUUCGUGUUGGAAGAUGGAGUUACAGCCACCACGCUAUCAGCUCCCAUCCCACAACAAGCUUUUAUCCAACUGACGAAUUCCAAGACCUCGCAAACCAUUACCUUCCUCACAAAACGCUCAACCACCGACGGGACACACGCUUUCACAUUGGGUCUUGAAUCAGCCGCCCAAGACUUUGAUUACGUAUCGGGUCUCUACAGAAUGGAGGUGUUGGUUGGGGAUAGCCUGAUUGAAUCACCUAUCGUCUGGCAUGUGGCUGACCUGGAUCUUCAGUUUCCAGCGCAUGGAGACCUCUCCAAAUCUGCGGCAUAUGAUUCUGAAGAUGUCGCUCGUCUCACAGUUGCUUCUCAGGCGGCUCGCAAACGUUCUGUCCAUCCGUUGAUUGGCGAAGCUCCAAGAUCCAAUAAACCUCUACUCGAGCACACUUUCCGUACUCCAGAACCGCGCCCUUCAAAUCUACUGGCUUAUACAUUCACUGGUCUCUGCUGUGCUCCACUUGUCAUUCUUAUCUUUGUUUGGCCUAUCAUGGGUGCUAAUUUAUCGAAUAUGCCUUGCACCCUCUCCGGUCUUCUCUUCCAUCUCGGUCUCGGAGCUAUCUUUGCCCUCUAUUUGGUUUACUGGUGUCAACUGAACAUGUUCGUCACUCUGAAAUAUCUAUUCUACUUGGGUGUAUUCACUUUUGUCACUGGAAACCGGCUCCUACGUCAACUGGUCACCAGACGUAAAGCACAGGAAUAA